AAAAAAUUGGUCACUUGGGUCGUAGAUAUUCAAUAUUGAGAUUAUUUUGGUCAAUCGAUCGAGGUGCUUUAAAUUCUGAGGAAUAAGAGUCGUCGUAAUAAAAAGGGUUAGGGAAUGCAAAUGAAAUCACAUGUAGAGAGUGUUUCUUCUUCCAUUCCAAUAAAACCUCGAAUGAAACACAGAAACUGAUGGCUGGGAAUUGGAAAGGCCGGAUCAGAACUAUGUAUGUAUAUAAUAAUGCGUGUGGGAAAUGUAGUGGACGGAGGUAGGAAAUGUCAUCAUCAACCGCGGCAGUGAAAACGGAAAGCGGGUACAUAACAAUAAAGAUUCAAAUGCAGCACCAGCGUGAUCAACUCUUCACAAUCAGGAGGGACGAAGCUUUUGAAGCAGCCUUCAUUGGAUACUGCACUCUGGAAGGUGUAGAUUUCAAGGCCACUCGUUUCACGCACGAAGGAAGACGAGUCCAGCCUCAGGACACGCCGGACAUGUUACAAUUGGAGGAAGAAGACGUCAUCGAUGCCUUCAAUGAGUGUCUAGGCGGCGCACGCUUCCAUCCUUUCUUCUGUCUAGAUUGUUAGUCGGUUACUCCUGUCCUGCCAUGCUACCUACUAUCGGUUUAAUUUACACCCAUAUUCCGGGGCCCUGCACUGCUUAUUUCUAUCUAUGGUUAUACAUAUUCCUAUUACAUUUAUGGCUGCUCUCAAUUAUAUGGUAUUGAAAUUGCCCUCCAUUUUGUGUGCCAGCUUUUAUAAAUUUGAAAUGGUAUUUGGUCAAAAAACACAAAACACUCAAAUGGAGAAACUAGCUUGGUUCAUUUGUAGCUUCUUGCUUUUGGUGUUUCAAAUUCAAAUGUAAGAUCGACCAAGCUCUCCGGAGUUAUGUUGCAUCCAAGUUUCUGUAUUUUGAAACCAAAGAUAUCAAUUGUGAUUUUCGUUCCCUCUGUGAUUGUGAUAUGGAUUUGCUUGAAAGGUUCACACU
Cuscuta epithymum is the source of this 978-nucleotide messenger RNA. The record is from the annotation of a GenBank genome assembly. NCBI's taxonomy places the organism in Eukaryota, Viridiplantae, Streptophyta, Magnoliopsida, Solanales, Convolvulaceae.